Molecule: messenger RNA, 697 nt
Organism: Cryptococcus deneoformans JEC21
Lineage: Eukaryota; Fungi; Basidiomycota; Tremellomycetes; Tremellales; Cryptococcaceae
Exons: 4
Coding region: 168-629 (153 amino acids)
Biological process (GO): regulation of DNA-templated transcription; protein folding
Cellular component (GO): cytoplasm; prefoldin complex
Source: RefSeq, a predicted model, not a curated record
CUUGUCGUUGUCUUGUUGAGCUUUCGCGAUUCUUCAGGCUUCGACAUUUGUACACUUCUCCAUUUUCGUUUUCGCCUGCUGACCCGUACCUCUCUUCUUAAUAUACAUAUUUUAAUCGAAUAUACAUCACUAGAUUCGAACCACCAAUAAUUGUCAGACCGUCAAAUAUGGCUGAACAACAAGUGCAGUUGACAGACCUCAAUGCUGUCCAGCUUCAAGAAGUAAAGAAACAGCUCGAUCAGGAACUUGAUCAUCUCACCACCUCCUACUCCCAAUUAAAGCAAGCACAAACAAAGUUCAAAUCAUGUAUCGCCAAUGUCAAUGAGCUUUCACCGACCUCUAAAGGGAAAGAAGUUUUAAUUCCUCUCACGAGCAGUUUAUACGUUCCAGGAAAAUUGACAGAUGUUGAGAACGUCGUGAUUGACGUUGGUACCGGUUACUACAUAAAAAAGACUAAAGCAGAAGCUACAAAGCAUUAUACUUCCAAGUCCGAAUUCGUCCAGACCAAUCUCGACACUUUACAACAAAGCAUCGAAACAAAGCAAAAUAACGUGCAAAGCGUGCAGCAGGUGCUCGCUAUGAAGAUGCAACAGGCGCAGGCUGCUGCCGCUGGUGGACAAAAGGCUUAGAGGAUCUCAAUUAUUUAGGAUCCCUAGCGUAGCAUAGCAAAAUCAUGCAUGUACAUUAGAUGUCUGCU